This is a messenger RNA of Cladocopium goreaui, 880 nucleotides long. The record is from the annotation of a GenBank genome assembly. NCBI's taxonomy places the organism in Eukaryota, Dinophyceae, Suessiales, Symbiodiniaceae.
AUGGCGAGAAACUUGUGUUGGUAUUGGACCGGCGCAGCGGGAAGCUGUAGGUUUGGCGACGCCUGUAGCUUUGCACAUGACCGAUGCAAUCCUCCCAGCGCCAGCGCUUUGCAUCCAAGCGCCCCAAGCGAGCCGCCUCGAAGCAUGCGAUGCCGAAAUUGGACAGGUGAAAACGGAAGUUGUCGCUUCGGUGCCCGAUGUCAUUUCCGCCAUGAUGAUAAAUCGGCAUCAUCAGCACGAGGGCACCACGGCAGAUUGAAAAGUCCCGAUGGUCCAGAAGGUCCAGAAGGUCCAGAGGGUCCAGAGUGCUGCAUCUGCUUUGAAGCCCCGCUGAAAAAAGCGAGAGGGAAGUACGGUUUGCUGGAAGGCUGUGAACACGUCGUUUGCAUGGCGUGCGUGAUGUCAUGGCGACAGAGGAAGGAAGUUUCAAGGGAGGCUCGGCUAGGCUGCCCGGUUUGCCGCGUUGUCAGCUACAUCGUUGUCCCGUGGCCGGAGCCUGCUGUCGGGGAUGAGAAACUCGCCAUCUUUGCUCAACACCGAGAACGUUGCAAUGCCACACCGUGCAAAUGGUCCACUCGUGGCCUUCCAUGCCCUGCGGGGAAAGAGUGCCUUUUUGACCACAGUGAAGCACCACAAGUGCGCCGACGCCAUGACGAAGAUCGUUUGGGCCUUGGUCGCCUCCGCGGGCUCUUGGAAGAUGAGGACAUGCUGGACGCCUUGAUCGAAUUGGCUGGGGAAGUCAGCAUUGCAGAGUUGGAUACUGACACACUUCACAUCCUGAGGGCAAUCCUGGAGGCAGUCAAACAAAGCCAAAGCAGCUGCAAGCGAGUGCACAUGAAAACGGGCGUGGCCCGGGCGGGCCGGUCCAGCUUUCAAACGC